AUGGAGAGCUUCUUCGUGAUGAUGACUGUGUGUUUGCUUACCGGUCUUUCUCAAGGUGAGGACAGUCAGAUCCAGAUCACUGAGGUGGUACAGGAAGCCCAGGCAGACAGCUAUAUAGAGAAGCCUGAAACCCAGAAUUUAAACCAAGAGCCAGAAACACCAGUCAUUUUGACAACAAACUCAACAGGAGCCCAUCCUAGCUGUGAACCACCCAUCUUCACAGUGCUUAAGGAACUGGGGGCUCUGAAAGAAAGGCUUGCAGGUACUGUGAGAGCACUGGAAGAAACAAACAAAAAGCUGGAGGACAAUGAGAAGAAGCUGUCUGCACUUAACAGCAAAGUGGCUGAACUAAGUACAGCCAAUCAAGGGCGGCUUCAGGUUGCAUUUUCUGCUGCAUUCCCAACUGAUGAUACCAUUGGUCCUGUAAGUGUUCUUUACCCUCUGGUGUACAGAAAUGUUCUGUUCAACACGGGAGGACAUUACAACCCCAACACAGGUUAUUUCACAGCACCGGUGGAGGGAGUCUAUUACUUCACCUUAAAUUCCUUCUGCUGGGGAGCAAGUAGCGGAAGCUGCGGUGGCAGUUUAUACAAAAAUGGAAACAAGAUAGUCUCAUGGUAUGAGUAUGAUCAAACCAACCCCUCCUCGGCAUCUAACAGCGCUGUCUUGCAGCUACAAGUUGGAGACAGCAUCAAUGUUUGCCUUUGGGAGAAUCGGAGGAUCAGUGACAAUGGAAAUAUGUACUCCUCCUUCAGUGGAUUUUUGCUUUUUCCUGUGUGA
Messenger RNA from Scatophagus argus, 780 nucleotides. Its product is annotated as complement C1q-like protein 2. Gene Ontology annotation, molecular function: protein binding. The record is from RefSeq and is a predicted model, not a curated record. Bases 1 to 780 code for a protein of 259 amino acids. The transcript is spliced from 3 exons. NCBI's taxonomy places the organism in Eukaryota, Metazoa, Chordata, Actinopteri, Scatophagidae.